Molecule: messenger RNA, 5526 nt
Organism: Sardina pilchardus (European sardine)
Lineage: Eukaryota; Metazoa; Chordata; Actinopteri; Clupeiformes; Clupeidae
Gene: unk
Product: unk zinc finger
Exons: 16
Coding region: 84-2516 (810 amino acids)
Molecular function (GO): metal ion binding
Source: RefSeq, a predicted model, not a curated record
AUGCGCAAGCGCAGUAGGAAAAAGAAUGCGGACCUACAAGCUGACACAAAUUUAAAUAGUUUGAUAGCUCGCAUGUCAGGAAAAUGUCGAAAACACCCCUGCAGUCCAAUUCUUCUGUUGGUUCUGCAACCAGCGUUGGAGUUUCGUCCUCCUCUUCCUCCUCCCCAGCAGGUGGCUCGACGUCUCCCGCGAACGUGCUGCACGUACAGCCUGAGAAACCACAACAUUACACAUACCUGAAAGAGUUCAGGACAGAGCAGUGCCCUCUCUUUGUGCAGCACAAAUGCACUCAGCAUCGCCCAUUUGCCUGUUUCCACUGGCACUUCCUCAACCAGCGCCGACGGCGACCCAUCCGUCGCCGCGACGGCACCUUCAACUACAGUCCCGAUGUGUACUGCACCAAAUACGACGAGGGUACGGGCAACUGCCCCGACGGAGAUGAGUGUCCGUUUCUGCACCGGACGGCGGGGGACACGGAGCGGCGGUACCACCUGCGCUACUACAAGACGGGUUCCUGCAUCCACGAGACGGACGCCAAGGGCCACUGCAGUAAAAACGGUCCCCACUGUGCCUUCGCUCACGGAUCACAUGACCUGCGCAGCCCCGUCUAUGACAUCCGGGAGAUGCAGGUACUGGAGGCCCAGGCGGGCGCUGGCUGUGUGGAGGGCGGAGUCGGGGAGGCCCAAUCAGGGCUGGCGGCCAGCACCGCCCUCAUCGAGAGGAUCCUCAGCGAGGAGCCACGCUGGCAAGACAACAGCUAUGUCUUAUCCCACUAUAAAACGGAACUGUGCAAGAAGCCGCCGCGACUCUGUCGCCAAGGAUACGCCUGUCCCUACUACCACAAUAGCAAAGACCGCCGCCGCAGCCCCCACAAACACAAAUACAGAGCUCUGCCCUGUCCAGCGGUAAAACAUAGCGAUGAGUGGGGAGACCCAAGCAAGUGUGAGAGUGCCGAGGCCUGCCAAUACUGUCACACACGUACCGAGCAGCAGUUUCACCCAGAGAUCUACAAGUCCACCAAGUGUAACGAUAUGCAGCAAUGUGGCAGCUGCCCUAGAGGACCAUUCUGUGCCUUUGCCCAUGUGGAGAAGCCCCCCAUCAGUGAGAGCUCCCCUCUGCCCACGCCCACCUCCCCCCUGCCCCACGUGAGCGCGAGCGUGGCGCCCGGGGACGACGCGGGCAGCGUGGUGGCGGAGCAGGGGCUGCUGGGUAGGGUGCUGUGCGAGGAGAUGUUGCCCCUGGACGCGCCCAUCUCCCCCUGGGCAGGCGAGGGCGGCUACGGCCGGGCGCCGGGCUUUGAGCGCGAGGAUCAGGCCAAACAGAAGGGUUUCUCCCUGGAGCGGCUGAAAGACCUGGGCCGCCAGCACAGCAAACAGGAUCUGCAGGUGUUUCUGCCGGUGGGGAGCCCCCUGAGCUUCUCGUCCAGCGUGCCCUCCAGCCUGGCCGCCACCCCCCCGAGCCCCGCGCCACUCGGACCCUCCCCGGGCAUGAACGCCAACGCCCUGCCCUUCUACCCGCCCAGCGAGACGGUGGAGUCCGUCGUGGAGUCUGCGCUGGAUGAUCUGGACCUGAAUGACUUUGGUGUGUCGGCGCUGGAGAAGCAGUUAGAGAGCAGCUCUGCCCUCCCCAGCAUGGGCCUGAUGAUGGGUGGGAGUCAGCUCCAGUGCUCCGCCCCCGUCAACAUCCCAGGAUCCUUCAGCGGCUCCACCCCCUUCAUCUCCCCCUCGCCCUCUCCACCAGUCAGAGCUCACCAUUCCCCCUUCCUGUCCCACCUCCCCCAGCCUGGCCAAUCAGAGAGCAGUUUCCUGGGCCCCUCCCACGGUUCACUGGGCCUGAACGGCAUGAGCAGCAGCAUCUGGGAGCACUUCCCCCCAAGUCAGGGCUCGCCGGGGACCCCUCCAGCCCUGCUGCCAGGGGGCGCCAUGUACCCUGAGGCCACGCGCCUCAAACACGAAGUGGAGGAGGCCAACCGCGUGCUCAAGCAGUGGGAUCAGAGCUGGAGACAGAUGGCACAGGCCCACCAUGAGCGCAAGCAGCAGGACCAGAGCUGGAGGCAUGUAGCUCAGUCGUGGGCGGUGAUGAAGGCGGACGCGGAGGAGGCGCGAGCGCUGGCGAGCCGCCUGGCGUCGGAGGCGGAGCGAGCGCGGCAGGAGCAGGAGGAGGCGCAGCGGCAGGCCUCCGCCCUCCAGGAGGCGCUAGAGAGCAUGCGCACCGCCGACAACCCCCACCUGCACAUGCACCAGAUGCAGCUGCCACAGCGGCUCCCCCUAGAGGCCAUCUGCAGCCUGCAGGCACAAGUCUGCUCCUGUUUGCACAGUGUGGAACAGGCGGUGUACAGGAAGCAGCGUGUGCUGUGUGUGUCGUGUGGCGAGGCGGGCACCGUGUCUCUGCCCUGCCAGCACGGGCUGCACUGCGACGCCUGCGCCGGCUCCAGAGAGUGCCCCCUGUGCGCCGAGCAGCAGCAGCAGCAGCACCAGCAGCAGCAGCAGCAGCACAGCCAGGGCCUGCCGCCCUGAGCGCGCACACACGCGCACACACACACACACACACACAUGCACACGCACACAUGCACACAUGCACACACACGCGCGCACACACAGACAUGCAAAUAUACUUCAGUACAGACAAGCACCCUAGCACUCACAUAAACACACAAGCACACAUGCACACACACACACACACACACACACACACACACACACACACAUUAGUACACGUAUAUAUACACAUACAUUUAAAACACAUACACACACACACAUCAGUACAGACAUGCAAAUGUACUUUAGUACAGACAAACACCCUAGUACUCACACACACACACAUAGACACACACACACACACACACACAGACACACUUUCUAUCACAUCAAUAGACAGAAAUAGACAGAUAUAUAAACAAUUUUUUAUCAGUAUGUUAACAAAUGUACAUAUACACACAUGCUUUCACAUACUGACACACACAAACGCACACACACACACAGUCAUAUAUGUGCCGAGAAACACCAGCAGAGUCAGGGUGUUUGAUACCUGACACACACACACACACAUGCACACACACACACACACUUGACACACACAAAGCCCUCUGUAUGCCAAACCACACUAGCAGAGUGCCAUCCUCAUUCUACACAUUAAACACAUACACUUUGUGUGCACCAAACAUGCAAUACCAGCAAAGCUAAGGCUUGCCCCCCUAAUACACACACACACACACACACACAAAUAAAUCAUACACAGCAGUUAGAGCUGGCAGUCCAUUUUAGGCUCCCAACACGGCCCACGCCUCACACAUAUGUGCGCAUGCGCGCACACACACGCUCACAUACACACACGCAACACACACACACACACACACAGUAUACGUUUACAUUAUGCAAUACACAAGUUAACUCACAACAUGAAAUAUACAUAUUUUCUCUCACCUGCAACGCCUACUUAAAAUGCACAUGCAGCUACAGACCACACACACACACACACACACACACACACACACACACACACACACACACACACACACACACACACACACACACACACACACACACACACACACACACACACACACACACACACACACACACCAGCAUUCAUUCUCAGAAUACACUGCAUCAGGUGCUGUGUGGACAUCCUGUAGUUCCACCACAGAGAUCGGAAGCAUGACUUUGAGGAUGCUACUGUGACCGGCGGCAACACCAGCCACACUCUGACCCCACGUUCCACUCGUCACCUCGGAUAGCUGCCCUGCUACGCUAACCAGCUAGCGCACAGGCGUUUUCCCACGUUAACGCGUUAAUGUCAAUGACUGUGUGUCAGCUAAUUAGGUUGUCCCUGGUAUCGCCGGGUAGAUUCCAGUAGUGUUUUCCUACGACUGCUCAGAUUAGCGUCUGCAACACAGCUAGGUGUCAGUCUUAGUACUCAAGCAUAGGAUAAUAUAUAGCCAUGGUUUAUGCUUAACGUACUGAUUACACUAGGAAGUAUUUAGCUAGUUAUCUUAUUCAAGAUUGUAGUGUUAUACUGUAUGUAGCAUAUGAAUGGCAUUUUGCAGUAGCCUGGAAAUUUUGUACGCCAAAUUCUGCCAUUGUGUUUAGUUUUUUUCUAUUUCUUUUCUUUACUCUUGAUGCCACGAUCAUGACAUUUGCUACUACUCUGUUCCUCGUGUGCAUACACACACAUAUACACACACAAACACACACACACACACAGUCACCAACAGACAAAACGUAUCAAAUUGGAAUGAUACUGGAAAAAAAAUGAAGUAUUUCCAAACCAACAAAAGCACAAAGAUGUUUACGUUAGUAUUUGUGACUGUGGACUUAAAAAAAUGAAUUUGUACUUAGAUAUCAAGUUGCGGCAACGUUCAACUGUGUGUUUUUUUACAUAGUGUGACGUUUCAAAGAGUUCCAUUUGAAUUAUGUGCGUGUACACAACAUUGGAUUGGGUAGCAAAUGAAUGUACUCUAAUUGUGUUAUUGGAUAUAAGACUUCUUAAGUCCAGCUGUUUGGUCUGUCUUAGGUCUUAUUCAAACACAGCACUUGGCCCACUUUGUACAGUUACCUUGAGUUGCAUUGUUUACGCAAAAACAAUUCCCUAGGAAAACAUUCUCAGAAUGUAUUUUAUAUGUUGUAAUUGGGGGACCGUUCUAGAAUUUUCCAUGAGCGUCAACAAAGGCUGUGUAGGCCCUUUAGAACCCUCGCCAUGGCAACCCCAGCGGCGCAGGGAUGAACAAACAGCUGGAGGGAGGAGUUGCAUCCUGUCUGUUUUCUAGUCUCUUCUAGUUCAACUUUGUCUAACUUCUUGCUUUAUAGAAAUCAGUGUAAAUUACCUUUUUCAAAUAAUACAGAAAGGAAAAAGAAAAGGACUUUUGAAGAGGUGCCAUUUCUCCUCUCAAUCUGCUCUGUUGAACACUCAGGUUGUUUUUUUUUUCCACAAAACGCUUGUUCCGUCAAUGGGAAAAGGGGAUAACAGACAGAAACAAUCAAUCACAGCAAAUUGACUCAGCCAUUUCUGUAGAGCGAGAGAAUAUUUGUAUAUAUUUUUCAUAAAAAUAAUAAUGUGUCUGUUAACCAAAUAAUCUUUAGGUUUCAUGGAGUUGACUGGCUUUUUGCGCACCCAACUUUAUAGUAUUCAGUUCAAUUUGCUAUGUGAACACUUGUAAGACGCUUACUAGACAUAUUUGAAUAAUCUUCACACACUCGCCCUCCGCGGCCAAUCAGCAGAGAGCACCACCCCCGGUGUGGGCGUGGUGGUUUGUGGGGAUUGGCCAGGUUUUGCAGAGGGGGCGGGGAGAAAGGAGGUUGGCAGAUUUUGGGCACUGCGUUGGGCAGAGGAGCUUCACUGUGACAACAGCUGCCAUCAGCUCCCCAGCGCUUGGAGAGUGGCGGACUCUGGGUCGGGCGCGGAACUGGCCCACAUCAGGGCCAGACGUUCCCCUGUCCACGGUCAGCCGCUCUCCCUGCGUCGGCACCCGACUCCAGUGUGAAAGUCUUAUUGUUUUUGUAUAGAACAAUAAACAAAUGUAUAUUUUUG